GCGUCUCUUAGCAACGAGGCGACGCCGAGAUUGCCGGUAACCUAGGGGACGCGCGCCACCCGCACGGAGAGGCGAGAGAACGGCGGUCGGUCACCACGGGAAGUAGUGCCAGCAGCCAUGAGCAAGUCACGAGGAGAGGGCCUGCCCAUCAGGAGGGUGUUCAUCAGCCAUGUCGACUCGUAUGUCGGCAGGAAUAUUGGAGAGUAUCUGUCACAGUGCGUGGUCGGGGAAUCCACAGAGCCACUGGAUUUGGAGGAGGAAGAGGAGGGGGAGGAGCAGGACGGCUUCUCACAGGCGAGGGAGGGCACCUACCAGGUGGUAGGGUCCCUGAGCCAGACCCAGCAGCAGCCACCACCCUUUGUGCUUGAGACUGUGCAGGCCUCAUCUCGGGAGGAGUUAAAGUCUUUCCUCUUGGGCUGCGACAUUAUUGUCUAUGACAUCAGGGAGACGGCCGAUCUCCUGGAUGAGGCUGCAUGGGUACAUUCAGCCCUGCAUGCUGAGAUUGAGAACUUCAAGGACCCAAAGAUCUUCAUCUUGAUCUCAAGCUUCAUGACAUGGACACUCACCAAGCCUGUGGAUCCCGAUGAUCCGGAGGUUCCGUUCACUGAUGAUGACCAUCGGAAAAGAAGGCCUCAUCCUGCAUUCAAGGAUCAUGUGGCCUUGGAGAAGCUGGUCAUGAAGCUGGGCAAGACGAGUAAGAAAAAGUUCAUUGGCUAUGUGGUGUCUUCUGGACUGCCCUAUGGAAUGGGGGAAGAACCUUUUCAUUUUUUUUUCAAGACCGCCUGGUUGGGAGAGUCGCCUGCAGUACCUGUGAUUGAUAGAGGAACAAACGUCCUGCCGACCAUUCACAUCCGAGACCUGGCAGGAGUGAUUCAGAAUAUAGCUGACCACAAGCCCAAGACUCGCUACAUCCUGGCUGUGGACGAGGGCAAACACACUCAGCUAGAGGUAGCACAGGCUAUCAGUAAGAGGCUGGGCACGGGGCGCAUCAGCCACAUCUCCAAACAUGAAGCCCUGAGCAACAAGGACUGCCUGCCCCAUCAUGUGGAGCAGCUGCUGCUGGACGUGUGUGCGGAGGCCGUUUUUGUCAAAGAGGAGUUGAACGUGCGCUGGGUGGCGGAGGCCGGCUUGCUGGCCAACCUGGAGCGGGUGGUGCGCGAGUUCCGGGCCACACGGAAACUCCAGCCCAUCAGAAUCUGCAUCCUGGGCCCACCGGUAACUGGGAAGACAACUGUGGCCCAAAUGCUGUGCAAGCAUUACAAAAUACACCAUGUCAACAUGAAGGAUGUCAUCACAGAGGCUCUAUCCAAGCUGGAGAGGAUCGUUGGCUCAGCUAGCAGGAAAGAGGAGACUGAGUGGCACGAGGAAGACGUGGAGGCGUUUACAGAAGACGUUCAAGAAGCGCAGGACUUUCUUGAGGCUCUUAGAGAGAACAUGCUGCAGAAUGAAGGACGACUGGAAGAUUCGUACUUGGUACGGUUGUACAAAGAGACGUUGUCUUCCCCACCAUGCCAAAAUCAGGGCUUUGUGCUGGACGGUUUCCCCAAAACAUUUUCUCAGGCAGUGCAACUGUUUGGCGUGGAAGACGAGGAAGAUGGUGAAGAACUGAAUAAGAGGAAAGUGCCCCUCUUUGACAAGAGCAUAAUCCCAGAGCUGGUGGUGUCGCUGGACGCUGAAGACGACGUUGUGCUACACCGCGCCAUGGCGCUGCCUGAGUGCGCCGUGCUGGAGGCUGACCUCACGGAGGAGCGCGUGAGGAGACGCCUCGCAGAGUUUCACGCUCGCCAUUCCGAGGACGACACGGUCCUCGACUACUUCGAUGAGCUGGAGAUCCAUCCUGACCACAUUGAUGUGAGUGUUUGCGAGGUGGCUCAGAUCAAGCGACGGAUUAGAAAGCUGAUUGGCGAGCCCCGUAAUUACGGACCCUCAGCGGAGGAGCAGCUGGAGUUAGCCCAGCGAGCGGAGGCGAAGCAGAGGGAGCGAGAGGCACGGAGGCGUGUGGACCAGCUGCUGCUGGACGCACAGCAGGCUGCCCAGAGACUUUGUCAGGAAGAGGAGUGGCACGCGUGCUGGGAGGAAGUGAAGCGUCAGGAGCACGAGGCGAUGGGUGCCCGCCACCUGCCCCUGCGUAACUACCUCAUGAAGUACGUGAUGCCGCCGCUGGCUCAGGGCCUCGACGAGUGCUGCAAGGUGAAGCCGCACGACCCCAUCGACUUUGUGGCUGAAUACUUGCUGCAGUACAACUGUGACAAGGAGUGAGCUGUGCCAGCACGUGGAACUCGGAGAGACUGGCAGUGUUUCUGUAGUCUAGGUCGUGCCGAUUGGCAUAAUGACAGCAUCCAGAAAUAUAUGCAACUGUAAAGGGUAAAAAUCACAAUUAUUGUAUAGGAAUGUACAAAUGUUUUUCUAUUUUCGGGCCAACACAUUUAUCCGACCUUUUAUAGAUUAAAUUCUUAUAAAGAAUGGUUAUUCAUAAACAUACCUUUUUAUAUUAAAAAGUUUUUGUUUUACUUGCAGGUUCUUAAAGCAAUUUAAUAGACUAGAAAAUAGGUUGUUUAAAUAUAAUUUUAUGCUUAGGAAGUUACUAAAAAAUAUCAGUGCCAUGAGACAUUUUAAUUCAUAGCGAGAUGAAGACAUUUCCAUAUUGACAAAUACAGUGAUUCUGUGCAUGCGAAAGAGGAAAACAAUCGAAAACACAUCUUAAAAAUGGAAAAUUAUUUACAGUGUAAGAGUUGUGAAAAUAUAUUUGAGAAUUAAACCAUUCGGCACCGUAAUAAACAUUCCAUGGUAUUUGUUUAUA
Petromyzon marinus (sea lamprey) is the source of this 2800-nucleotide messenger RNA. Its product is annotated as adenylate kinase 7-like. Gene Ontology annotation, biological process: nucleobase-containing compound metabolic process. NCBI's taxonomy places the organism in Eukaryota, Metazoa, Chordata, Hyperoartia, Petromyzontiformes, Petromyzontidae. Gene Ontology annotation, molecular function: nucleobase-containing compound kinase activity; ATP binding. The record is from RefSeq and is a predicted model, not a curated record.